Messenger RNA from Helicoverpa zea (corn earworm), 4111 nucleotides. RefSeq lists its product as uncharacterized. Lineage: Eukaryota; Metazoa; Arthropoda; Insecta; Lepidoptera; Noctuidae. The record is from RefSeq and is a predicted model, not a curated record. The transcript has 2 exons. The coding region runs from base 1179 to 3617 and encodes 812 amino acids.
UGUACUGAUGUUAACGCGCACACUGUGCAGGCGCGCCAAACCGAUCCACCGUGCAGUGCGAGAAGGGGAUGCGGGACGCGCGGGAGGAGGGCCGCUGGCCGCGUCGCUUCGCCGGGGCCGCGCGCCGCUCUCUUUCGCCAUCGGCACCGGACGAGUGCACACGUCGUGAUUAACCUAAUAUUUUUGUAUAACGCCAAUCGCCACACGUCGUAACUAUGAAACCUAUAACCUACAAUCUACGCCGAGCGGCGCGCAGCGGGCUAAGUGAGGACGGCGGCAACACGUGCAGCCAACGUGUCUCCGCGGACCACGCCGUACCACCACCACGAGUUCUACGAAGACGCAGACUACAACAGCAGGCGGCAUCAGACGGCGGAGGUCUAACCCGAGGGAAGUUGCUCGUUUCCUAUUAUUUCCUAUCCUUUUCCUAGUGUUUAUUUGUGUGAAUAGCCUAGCGGGCUUAGGUACUAUUCGUUAAUUAGCUUGCCUAUAUUCAAAAUGGUACAAAUUUUGCUUUUCUAGCCUACGACGCUAUAGUGGGCGAGUCCAUUAUUUUUGUGCCGCGUUUUCUAACCUACGACGCUAUAGUGGGCGAGUCCAUUUUGUGCCGCGUGUGUGAAAUUGCAUAGCCUAAACUUAAUUUCAUUUAAAUCGUGCAUCCUAAACUACGUGUACGCCUAAUUAAUCUAAAAGCAUCUAUAUUAAUGCACCUAAUAAUUAUUUAUUGUACACACUAAAAGUGUACCUACGCCUAAUGCACUAUAAGCAUAUCUACCUAAGCAUAUUAAUUUUGCAAAUUGAGGUUUUGGUUCUAAGUAUUUACCAAAAUACAUGCCUAUUGCCUAAUAAAAGUAAAUUCCUAACUAGCGCAACAAUUAAUACAGUUAUUAUACCAAAGCUUGCCGACUAUUUCAGUUGCGGUGAAUGUGCAUGUGCUUCGCUCAACCAACUGCUAGCUACCUGCAGCCUGUCUACUAAUCGCAGCGCAGGUGCCUGGUGAGUGCUGCCUACUUCGUGCUGUCACAGCUUCAAAAGGUUACCGUGAGUUAGCGGCUUUGAGUUUCUAUUGUAAUCUGUGCCUACCCAUUCAUUGUUGCCUCUAAAGUGUUAGGUAGUUUAUUCUUUUAACUAAAUUUGUACCUAAUUACAAAAAAUAUUGUGUUAGUGAGUUAUUCAAAAUGAGUGAAAGUGAAAAGUCAGAGAUUCAAGUUCCUAUUAGAAAACGUAGUGCCAUCAAAGGCCAAGUUACAAAAUUCUACAACUAUUUACAAGAGAUAUCUAAAAAUACUCCAAUUAGUAGCUUGCAGUCUAAAGAAAUUGUUUUAAAAAUAGAGAAAUUUCAAACUUUAUUAAGUACAUUUGAUACCUUGCAAACUGAAAUUGAAUUGAAUUGCUCAGAUUUAGAGGAACAGUUAGCUGAGAGAGAAUUAAUUGAAGAAAAUUUUCAUAAGUGUAUCGCAUUGGCUCAAGAAAUAAAUGAAUCAGCGAGUGUUUCAAAAACUGAACAUCAAAAGCAUGAGUCAGAAUAUGGUAGUGUAAAUAAUAGUCAAUGUAGUCAUAGGUUUAGUUCAGUAAAAUUGCCCACAAUAAAAUUGCCAUCUUUUGAUGGAAAUUACCUUAAAUGGCUGGAAUUUAGAGACACUUUUGACAGUUUAAUUAAUAGUAAUGAAAAUAUUCCUAACAUAAACAAGUUUCAUUAUUUAAGGUCAUCCUUAGAAGGAGGAGCACUAGUAGUUAUCAAAUCAAUAGAAUUCACAUCUAACAAUUAUAAAGUAGCAUGGGAUUUAGUUUGUCAAAGAUAUAAUAAUAAAAAUUUACUUAUAAAUAAUCAUUUAAAAGCAUUAUUUAAUAUAGAAGCCUUAACAAGAGAAUCUCACAAAGCUUUAAGAUUCUUAAUUGAUUUAGUUUCAAAAAACUUAAGAGCACUAAAUACUUUAGGGCAGCCAACAGAUAAAUGGGAUGCUUUAAUUAUUUAUAUGGUGUCCACAAAGCUAGAUAGCACCACUAGUAGAAAGUGGGAAGAAUUAAAAAAUGGGUUACCAGAAUUACCUACUUUAGAGCAAUUCAAUGAUUUCUUGCGUAACAGGGCAGAUGUUUUAGAAACAACACAAGUUCAAAAUAUAAGUAGGAAUGAUAAUUAUAAAUCACAAGGUCCUAGGGAGCAAAAGUAUUCUAAUUCUAAGUCUUUUGUUAGUUCAAUGAGUAACAACAAUUCUUACAAAAAGUCAUGUGAUAUUUGUCAUGAAAGUCAUCAUUUGCAUGCAUGUUCAAAGUUUAAUGAUAUGUCAACUGAAGCUAGGUUAGAUACAGCCUUAAAGUUGAAAUUAUGUCUCAACUGUUUGCGAAGUGGACAUACUGCAAAACAUUGCUUCCUAAAAGGUUCCUGUAAAUAUUGUAAUAAGAAACAUAACUCUUUGUUGCAUAAAGAUUCUACUGUAGGAUGUAGUAGUAGUAGUUCAAAUACAAAUAAUAAUAACUUACCUUCAAAUACUUUACCCACAACACUUUCAGCAGUCUCUGCAAGUCAGGUACUAUUAUGUACAGCUAUAGUGGAAAUUGUAAAUCCUGAAAAUAAUAUUUCUUACCGUGCUCGAGCUCUCCUUGACACAGGUAGUCAAUCAUCGUUUAUUACAAAUAAAUUCAAAAUAAAGCUAGGUCUACAGACACAAUGUUCAAACCCAAUACGUAUCGCUGGCAUUGGUAAUGUGCAGUGUGACAUUACAGAGAGGUGUAGUUUGAAAUUAUUUUCAUGUAUUGAUAAAUCAUUUAACUUAGAAAUGAUGUGUUUAGUAGUACCACAAAUAACUAGUAGUUUACCAACACUAAAAGUUGAUGUUAAAAGUUUAGGGCUGCCGGCUAACAUAAUCCUUGCAGACCCUGAGUUCCAUUGUCCCUCCGAUAUUGAUAUGUUAUUGGGGGCAGACGUUUUUUGGGAAAUAGUAGGUACCCAACAAAUAGGAUUGGGUAGACAUCGGCCUAUAUUACAAAGCUCUAAGUUAGGCUGGCUAGUAACUGGCCCUAUAGGAAUAGGACAGUCUAAUUUGUCACAUGAAAAUUCAUAUAUUAAUGUUUUAAAUUGUAGUAUUAUAAAGGAUGAUAUUCAUGAUUCAUUACAAAGAUUUUGGGAGGUAGAAGAAUUGCCUUCAAAUAAAAUAUCUUACACGCUUGAAGAACAAGCAUGUGAAAACAGUUUUAAACAAAAUACAAGUCGCUUGCCAAGUGGUAGGUUUUUAGUUAAAAUGCCACUGAAAGAAUCACCAGAGGAAGCAUUAGGUGAUUCAUAUAAUAUUGCCAAAAGGCGUUUUUUUAGUUUAGAAAACAAGUUAGAUAAGAAUCCUAAUAUUAAGAAACAAUAUGUAGAUUUUAUUAAAGAAUAUGUAGAUUUAGGUCAUUUGGAAGAAAUAGAGCGUCCAAGGUUCGGUAAUUAUUUACCUCAUCAUGCAGUAUUGCGUGAAAAAAGCGAAACAACAAAGUUAAGGGUAGUUUUUGAUGCCUCAGUAAAAACAACCUCUGGAAAAUCACUAAAUGAUAUCCAGAUGAUAGGUCCAGUAAUACAAAAUGAUUUAUUUAAUAUUAUGGUAAGGUUUCGUACUCACAAAUUUGUUUUAAACCGGUGACAUAGAGAAAAUGUAUAGACAAAUUUCUAUUGAUGAGUCACAACGUCAUUUACAAUUAAUUUUGUGGAGGGAAGAUACAUCUCUACCACUUAAAGUUUUACAAUUAAACACUGUAACAUAUGGUACAGCUUCAGCACCUUUCCUAAGUACUAGAUGUCUAUUGCAAUUAGCUGAAGAAUGUACAGAUAUGUCUAUUGCUAAUAUAAUUAAGAAUGAUUUUUAUUAUGAUGACCUAAGUACUGGAGCAUCUACAGAAGAUGAACUAUUGAAAAUCUACAACUCUGUGACUGAAAUAUUAAGUUCAGCAUCAUUCCCAUUACGCAAAAUACGCACUAAUUGUCCAAAAAUAUUUGAAAAUGAUGUAAAUAAUAAUACAUUAAAUCUAACUAAACAGUCAUGUGUACUAGGGUUGAAUUGGUCACCUACAGUAGAUUUGUUUACAUUUCCUAUAGACAUAAAUAUAGAUUCAUUAAAUAUUACUAAGAGAACAAUAA